Molecule: messenger RNA, 4917 nt
Organism: Sorex fumeus (smoky shrew)
Lineage: Eukaryota; Metazoa; Chordata; Mammalia; Eulipotyphla; Soricidae
Gene: SHROOM4
Product: shroom family member 4
Exons: 9
Coding region: 1-4485 (1494 amino acids)
Biological process (GO): actin filament organization
Cellular component (GO): apical plasma membrane; cortical actin cytoskeleton; apical junction complex
Molecular function (GO): actin filament binding
Source: RefSeq, a predicted model, not a curated record
AUGGAGAACCGGCCUGGGUCCUUCCAGUACAUCCCCGUGCAGCUGCAAGGGGGGGCGCCAUGGGGCUUCACCCUUAAGGGGGGUCUGGAACACUGCGAACCACUCACAGUGUCUAAGAUUGAAGAUGGAGGCAAGGCAGCCUUAUCUCAGAAGAUGAGGACUGGUGAUGAGCUGGUGAAUAUCAAUGGCACUCCAUUGUAUGGCUCCCGGCAAGAGGCCCUCAUACUCAUCAAAGGCUCCUUCCGGAUACUCAAGCUGAUUGUCAGGAGGAGAAACGCCCCUGUCAAUAGACCACACUCAUGGCAUGUGGCCAAGCUGCUGGAGCGAUGCCCUGAUGUGGCCACCACCAUGCAUUUUCCUUCUGAAGCCUUCAGCUUGUCCUGGCAUUCAGGCUGCAACACAAGUGACGUGUGUGUGCAGUGGUGUCCACUCUCUCGGCACUGCAGCACUGAGAAAAGCAGCUCCAUUGGCAGCAUGGAGAGCCUGGAGCAACCAGGCCAAGCCACCUAUGAGGGCCACCUCUUGCCCAUUGACCAGAACGUGUACCCCAACCAGCGUGACUCAGCCUACAGCUCCUUCUCUGCCAGCUCAAAUGCCUCUGACUAUGCCCUUUCCCUCAGGCCAGAGGAGCCAGCCUCUACAGACAGCAUCAUGCAAGGCUCAGGGCCAAUUAAGGCCCCCAGUGGCAGGCCUAAUGUGACUGAGACUUCAGGAGGUAGCCGGCGCACCAGUGGGGGCCACUUUGCUCCCAACUCCCUGAUGUCAUCUUGCCCACAGGAAGAUCAUCACUUGGGUCUUUCCAAGACAACCAAGGGCCCACCACAACCUCCAGUGAGGCGAGACAGUCUUCAAGCUUCCAGAGCCCAGCUCCUUAAUGGAGAACAGUGCAGGGUUACUGAGCCUGUAGACUCUUUGCAGCAAAAGGAGAAAGCAACUCUAGAAGCUGUGCUCUCCCCAAGGAAUCCUAACAGCUUUUGCUGUCUCAGUCGGCCAGAUCAAGUGACAAUUGAAGGCCAUCUGAACUGUGAACUCAGCCAACCUCCUGAAUCCAUCCAGAAGGUUUGUGAGCAUCUAACAAUGGAAGCCUCCACUGCAGAUGUUGGAUGCCCCAAUGUAUAUGACCAAACUUCCAGCCUGGACUCCAGUCCACUCAACAGGAUUUCAGCUGAACUAAGAAAGGCUUCUUUCAGCAGCCUUCCACAUCUCACAGGAGCAACAGGGCAUCGCCAUAGUGCCCCAGAGCAGCUGCUGGCAACCCACUUGCAGCGAGUACACCUUGAUUCCCGGGAUAGCAAGGGGAUGGAGCUCUCAGCUGCACAGGAUGUGCAUGAGUGGACUCUUUCUCCUUUACAUAGCAGCCACACAGGGAACAAAAGUCCCUGCCCCCCUGAGGAGCAGCUCAUCAAUGAGCGAAAGACCAGAUCAGUGGAUGAUAGUUCUUUGGGUUCAGGAUGUCAGAGCCCAAGCAGUUCCACACAGGGAGAGGUAUAUGGGCACCCUUUGGACAAAGCUUUACUUGACCCAAAUAGAGUAAGCAGAGGAGGAAGUCAAUUGACUAAGCAGCAUUCCUCUGCUUCUGGCUCCCUUGUUCAACAAAUGAUGGAUUGUUCUUCAACCACUAAAGUAGCCGCCAGCAGAGAGACCAUUGAAAAGGAGGACAAUGAACCCAAGGAGUGUGGUCGAAUAGGGGGUAAGCGGGGCCGCUCAAUCCAAAACCGGCGGAAAAGUGAGCGCUUUGCGACCAAUCUGCGUAAUGAAAUUCAGAGACGGAAGGCCCAGCUCCAGAAAAGCAAGAGUCCUUUGCUUUGUGACAGUAAAGAGCCAGUAGAAGAGACUGAGGAGCCACCAGAAAGUCCUCCACUUUCUGCCUCUAACUCAUCCUUCCUAUCGUCAUAUAAAAAAUCACCUAGCCCUAGAGACAAGCCAUUCAACAAGAACAUGAUACUCAGGACUAUGUCUUCAGAGUGCCUCAGCCAAACACCUGAGAGCCCUGAAUCAAGGAUGAAUUUGGAAGAGCGAAUAAGCCCCUGCCAGAGACCUAGCCAGAACUCAUUGUGUCUAAAUACCUGUUGGAAAACAUCUGAAAUGUCUUUUUCUGACUCAGAAAAAAUAAAUGAUCGUGGUAGAGUUCUUGAAAGUCAUUGGAGAUGGUCUUCAGAGCACAGUCUUCAGCCACAAGUUUCACUCACCAUGGAAGGCCCUGCCAGCCCAGGUGACAAAGAACUGAAGGCUUCUACUGGCCAAACUGUAGAGGAAGCCAUCCUCUUACCUUUUGCAGAGAGAAGGAAGUUUUUUGAAGAAAGUAGCAAAUCCUUAUCUACAUCUCACUUGCCAGGGUUAACCACACAUAGCAACAAGACUUUUGCCCAAAGACGAAAACAUAUGGACCAAAAAUUCCAGCCAAUGAGUUUGAGCUAUAGGGAAUUGAGGCAAUUCCCCAUAGACCAAUCAUAUCAUCCCAAAGACCAACCUUAUCAUACUGCAGAACAGUACCAUUCCAUGUCACCUCUUCAGUCAGAAACUGCCACUUACUCAGAAUGUUUUGCCACAAAAGGACUAGAACAAUCCAUGUGUUGUAAGCCACUACACUGUGGUGAUUUUGACUGCCACAGGACAUGUUCUUACUCCUGCAGUGCCCAGGGAGCUGUAAUCCAUGAUUCUUGCAUUUAUUGUUCUGGAGAAAUCUGCCCUGCUUUGAGAAAGAGAAAUGUGCCGAAUUACUACAACUGCCGGUGCCACCUCCACCAAUGUAUCCAGUGUUCAGCUUGGUAUCAUAAUGUCCAGCAAAGUACUCUGAAGGAUGACAGCUUGGUACCUGGAAACACUUGGAAAUCCAGGAAACCAACAGUGCAGGAAUUUCCUGGGGACAAAUGGAAACCAAUAACAGGAAACAGGAAGACCAGCCAGUCAGGGAGGGAAAUGGCUCAUUCCAACACUAACUUUAUAUGGGCAACCCCCUUCCAUCCUUGCCUUGCACUAGACUUGUCAGGUUGCAGAGCAGUUUCUUCUCUUGACCUUCUUGAAGACUUCAAGCACUCCUCAACAAGAACUGAAGGAACUUCAGUUUAUGAGGAAGGGAGUUCAGUGGCCCCCAUUCCUCGACCAUUGCGCAGCCGUGCCUUCUCUGAGAGCCAAAUCAGCUUGGAUUCCCUGAGUUCCCAGGUCUGGGGUCAGCACCAGAGAGAACUUUUUACCAAAGUUGAUGAAAACCAACCAGGGCCUCAGGGAACCAAGAAGAAGGCCUUUCCUCCCCCUCGCCCUCCUCCUCCAAAUUGGGAGAAGUACAGGCUCUUCCGUGCAUCCCAACAGCAGCAGCAACAAAAGCAGCAGCAGCAGCAGCAGCAGCAGCAGCAACAACAACAACAACAACACUCACAAGAGAAGAUAGAAGUGGAGGAGGAGGAAGAAAUGGUAGAGGGUGAUCAGGAAGAAGAGCAAGAGGAAGAAGUGGCAGAAGAAGAGGAGGAGGGAGAAGAGCUGCCACCCCAGUAUUUCAGUUCUGAAACUGCAGGUUCCUGUGCCCUUAAUCCUGAAGAAGUUCAGGAAGAGCCAUCACCCCUCCGCUUUGGACACCUGGAAGUCUCAAGACAUGCUUCACAAGGCCUCACAGUAGAACAAGGAUCCUUUGCUCUCCGUUGCAGCAAUUCAUUACCUCCAAUAAGGGGCCAGUUGGAACCUCAAAGUGAGAAGGCUCACCCCCCUCACUAUUAUGGCAUCAGUGGACAUUGGAGAACAUCAGAGCAGGAAGCUAAUAAGUCUCCCACACAAGAAUUUCAGCAUUUCUUACCCCCUCAGGGGGCACCAGGAAUCCCUACCUCUUACUCAGCAUAUUACAAUAUUUCUGUGGCCAAGGCAGAACUGCUAAACAAGUUAAAGGACCAACCUGAAAUCGCAGAAAUCAGCCCAGAAGAGGAAGAAGUUGACCAUGAACUAGCUCAAAAAAAGAUACAGCUUAUUGAAAGCAUUGGCAAAAAACUUUCUGUCCUUCGAGAGGCCCAACGAGGGCUGCUGGAGGACAUCAAUGCCAAUUCAGCUCUUGGAGAGGAGGUGGAGGCCAAUCUAAAAGCUGUCUGCAAAUCUAAUGAGUUUGAAAAAUACUGCUUGUUUAUUGGAGACCUGGACAAAGUGGUCAACCUGUUGCUGUCCCUCUCUGGACGACUGGCUCGGGUAGAGAAUGCUCUCAACAGCAUUGAUUCCGAGGCCAACCAGGAAAAGUUGGUGCUGAUAGAGAAGAAGCAACAGCUCACAGGGCAGUUGGCAGAUGCCAAAGAGCUCAAGGAACAUGUGGACCGGCGGGAGAAAUUGGUAUUUGGAAUGGUUUCCCGCUACCUGCCUCAAGACCAGCUCCAAGAUUACCAGCACUUUGUGAAAAUGAAAUCUGCUCUCAUCAUUGAACAGAGGAAGCUGGAAGAGAAGAUCAAGCUCGGGGAAGAGCAGCUCAAAUGUCUCAGGGAGAGCCUACUCCUGGGACCCAGUAAUUUCUAGUUCUACCAGCAGUCAGCUACACUAUCCUUGCCCAGCCACAACAGGGAGUGCUUUCAAACUUUCUUGAAUUUUGCUUCAGGUAAAUAGCUAUUAAUUAUCAGCCCAUUACAUUCCCUCUAACGUGGAUUUCUCUCACUACCUAGCAGUGCUCCAAAACAUCCAAAAGACACUGGGGAGAUACUAAGCUUCUACUCUAGCAGCACAAGCAAGAUUCAGAAGCUGUGGCAAGAUAUGUUCAAACAGCCACAGCCACAGCUCCUAUUACCACAAUUUGCAUGGGCAACGCACUGUCAACACACAGAAUCACCAAGUGCCUUCAUCUUAUUUAUACUAGGACCACAAAGACAUCUUGUGCUCACCAUCUACUCACUUCAAAGCCUCUCAACGCUCAGAAAAAUGUUACCAAGGUAACUCCACUCUGACCCAAGGCUC